This is a messenger RNA of Mercenaria mercenaria, 483 nucleotides long. RefSeq lists its product as uncharacterized. The record is from RefSeq and is a predicted model, not a curated record. The coding region runs from base 1 to 483 and encodes 160 amino acids. Gene Ontology annotation, molecular function: nucleic acid binding; zinc ion binding. The transcript has 3 exons. Lineage: Eukaryota; Metazoa; Mollusca; Bivalvia; Venerida; Veneridae.
AUGGGAGAUCGGGCUUGUUACAGUUGCGGUAAAGGAGGACAUAUGGCUAGAGAAUGUCCGGAUGGCGAUCGUCGUGGUGGUGGUGGAAGAAGUCGGGAGAUGACCUGUUACAGCUGUGGUGGAACUGGACACAUGUCUAGAGAAUGCCCCGACAAAAAUCAAGGUGGUUAUGACAAAAAUCAGGGUGGUUAUGGAAGACGUUCAGGUGGUGGCGCAUGCUACAACUGUGGCAAGGAAGGCCACAUGGCUCGUGACUGUCCAGAGGAACAGCAGCAACGCAGAGGUGGCCGUGGUGGUGGUUUUGGUGGUGGCGGCGGCGGCGCAUGCUACAACUGUGGAGGGGCUGGCCAUAUAGCAAGAGACUGUCAGGGUGAAAGACAGGAUGGUGGUAGACAACAACAAAGACGUGGCGGUGGCGGUGGAAAAUGCUAUGAGUGCGGCGAAGAAGGUCAUUUUGCCCGUGACUGCCAAAAUAAGGAUUAA